Messenger RNA from Penicillium longicatenatum, 792 nucleotides. Its product is annotated as PQ-loop repeat-containing protein. Gene Ontology annotation, cellular component: trans-Golgi network; endosome. Gene Ontology annotation, biological process: phospholipid translocation; retrograde transport, endosome to Golgi. NCBI's taxonomy places the organism in Eukaryota, Fungi, Ascomycota, Eurotiomycetes, Eurotiales, Aspergillaceae. The record is from RefSeq and is a predicted model, not a curated record. The transcript is spliced from 4 exons. Bases 1 to 792 code for a protein of 263 amino acids.
AUGUAUCUCAUUCAACUGGCAAUUGACUAUGCCGCUCCUGUGUUUCUCAUCUCAUCUCCUCUUACCUCAUACCUCGACCAGAUUCUCAGCAUCCAUCGCUCGAGGAGCUCGGCGGGUUUCUCAUUGGACAUUCCUCUGAUUAUGCUAGUCGCGUCAAUCUUGAAGGUCUUCUACUGGUUCGGAGAGUACUAUUCUAAAGCCCUUCUGGCGCAAGCGAUGGUUAUGAUCGUAGUGCAAUCGGCAUUACUCAAGGUUGCACUGGACAACCGGCCUGCCACUGGAGCAAAGAACGGCAUUGAACACACCCCAUUUAGCAGCGGCAACAACGGUGGCCUGACGCGGCCCUACGACUUUUGGCAGUGGAAGAGCACAAAACCGUACUGGAUGUUUCUCUCCUACUUCGUCGUCGCUCUGUUCGUGCUUCAUCUCACCCCGAUCUCUGACUCCCCCUUUUACAUCAACCUGCUGGGCUACAUCGGUCUCGCCGUUGAGGCUAUUCUCCCCAUCCCACAAAUCUUGGCCAACCACCGCUCUGGCUCCUGCAAAGGCUUCCGUGUCUCUGUCUUGGCCUCUUGGUUGAUCGGUGACUCGAUGAAGAUGAGCUUCUUUUUCUGCAGCACGGAGACUAUCCCUUGGGCAUUCAAGCUCUGCGGUAUGUUCCAGUGCGUCUGUGAUUGCUACCUGGGCUUGCAGUACUGGAUGUUCACUCGGAACUCCGUUCGCGUUGCAGGCAGCUCCCAGGAGCAAGAAGGGCGCUGGGGCGCCGGCGAGAAAGAUAUUCGCAUGACCUAA